AUGUUUGUCAGUGUUAAGGAGCGCGCGCGCCAGAUCGCCAACGGGCAGUUCUCAGCAGCACCGACGGGCGCCCCAGUCGCGUCUUUGAUCGAUCUUACGCCAGAACCUAAACCGGGGAGUGUUGCGACAGCGAAGAAGAGCUCCUCCAAAGACACGCCUGCGAACGCCCAGGCUUCGUCCUCGAAGACCAAGUCAUCGAAAACUGCGCCGACGAAGGAACCAACACUACAGGUCGCAACCCCGAAAGCCACACCUCCACCAACAACAGUUUUGACGACGACACUUCUGAAUCCAACACUCCCGAACCUAACACUCCCGAGGACCACACUCCCGAGGACCACAUCGCCUGCAAAAGCAUCUACACCAAAGAAACCCUCUUCAAAGACAAAGGCCACCAAGGAGCCGACGUCAAAGCCAUCGUCCCCCAAAAUCGGAUCCCCCAAACCCACAUCAUCAAGCCAAGCCGCAUCCCAAGCAAAAGCUCCCUCUACACCCAAACUCACAUCAUCUCCAAAACCCGCCGUUGCCGCAAAACCCGCCUCAGCAAAGACGCCCUCGACACCCCCCCAAUCCAAGCGGUCCAAGUCACCUCCCAAGCGCGUCGACUCGCCCAUCUCCGACCCGGACGCCGACGCGCUCACGAUGCUGAAGAGCGCAUGCCUGAAGCAAGUCUCCGGCGUGACGGGGCUCGGGGGGCGGCGGCUGACGGUUGUGCCCAAGCAGCGGUCCUCGGGAGCGUGGUACGUGGCGCUCAAGGACGCGACGUCGGACAGGUACCUCACGAUGUGGACGCACCGGGACAAGACGUUCGACACGCCCGAGGAGGCGCUGGAGGCGUAUUUGGCGUUUGCGAUUCGGAUGCGCGAUGGCGUUAGGUGGUUUCCGGUUGGGGCGCGGGCGGGGAGUCCCAAGGGGAAAGGGAGGUGA
This is a messenger RNA of Ascochyta rabiei, 927 nucleotides long. RefSeq lists its product as uncharacterized. The coding region runs from base 1 to 927 and encodes 308 amino acids. The transcript has a single exon. Lineage: Eukaryota; Fungi; Ascomycota; Dothideomycetes; Pleosporales; Didymellaceae. The record is from RefSeq and is a predicted model, not a curated record.